Molecule: messenger RNA, 1600 nt
Organism: Cannabis sativa
Lineage: Eukaryota; Viridiplantae; Streptophyta; Magnoliopsida; Rosales; Cannabaceae
Exons: 9
Coding region: 296-1462 (388 amino acids)
Biological process (GO): L-leucine catabolic process; ketone body biosynthetic process
Molecular function (GO): hydroxymethylglutaryl-CoA lyase activity
Source: RefSeq, a predicted model, not a curated record
UUUAUUUUUGUAAAUGGCCAAGUUCUAUCUUCUAUCUUUCCCCUAGAGUCCAAAUUCGUCUGGUAAUAUUUCUACGUGAGUUUAGAAUUAGAAGUAGAAGUUUGUCCUAUUCCGAUUAAAUUGGAACGAUAGAAGAUUAGCAUUACCAGGAUCAGACGCCAGAAAAUGAUCCAAAAAAAUUUCAUUUCCCAGCCCUCUGAUUAAUCCUUUUGAUUUUACCAAUUAUCACUGCAAAUCUCUCUGAUUUGAUUAACCUUCUUUCUGCUUGGUUUCCCUCUUCCGUUUCUGAAUCAAUAUGCUAACCAGCAAGUGUUCGCGUAAACUAUUGAGUAAAGGGUAUGCAAGAGAUGUGUUCAAGUGGUGUAGAGAGUCCAGAAAUGUGUCUCAAUUUGGUAUCACGAAAAAUGGUGAAUCGGCACAUCACGGAUGGAAUUAUAGAUGGAUUGUUGGUUAUGGGCAUGAUGCUGAAAAUUUCUCUGUUCGUCAUUAUAGCUCUCACGUCAAUAACAAAGGCGCAAGGGAAUUAACAAAUAAGGUUCUUAGAAAUAUUCCAGAAUUUGUAAAGGUAGUUGAAGUUGGACCGAGAGAUGGAUUGCAGAAUGAGAAGAAAACUGUCCCUACCUCUGUAAAGGUUGAAUUGAUUAAAAUGCUAGUCUCUUCGGGGUUGCAAGUUGUAGAAGCUACAAGUUUUGUCUCACCAAAAUGGGUUCCACAGCUAUCAGAUGCUAAGGAUGUAAUGGAAGCAAUUCAAGAUGUUGAAGGAGCUAGUUUCCCUGUGUUAACCCCUAAUCUUAAAGGUUUUGAGGCAGCUGUUGCUGCUGGUGCUAAGGCAGUAGCCAUCUUUUCUGGGGCCUCCGAGUCCUUUUCAAAAAAAAAUCUCAACUGUAGCAUUGAGGAUAGUUUAGUUCGGUAUCGUGAUGUUUCCCUUGCUGCUAAAAAGCUUUCAAUUCCUGUUCGUGGAUACAUUUCAUGUGUUGUGGGGUGUCCACUGGAAGGAAAGGUUUCUCCAUCACAAGUAGCAUAUGUGGCCAAAGAACUGUAUGAUAUGGGUUGCUCGGAGAUCUCUCUUGGUGAUACGAUCGGUGUCGGUACUCCUGGUACCGUUAUUCCAAUGCUUAAAGCUGUUAUUGAUGUCGUCCCUAUUGAUAUGCUAGCUGUCCAUUUUCAUGAUACAUAUGGACAGGCUCUUUCAAAUACACUGGUCUCCCUCCAGAUAGGGAUCACCACCGUGGAUUCCUCUAUCUCCGGUCUUGGGGGCUGUCCAUAUGCGAAAGGAGCUACUGGCAAUGUCGCAACUGAGGAUGUUGUGUACAUGCUUAAUGGACUUGGAGUGAAGACUCACGUGGAUCUCGAAAAGCUCAUCAUGGCUGGGGAAUUCAUUUCGGGUCACUUGGGACGUCCGUCUGGAUCAAAGGCAGCAACUGCCUUGAGAAAAGUUACUUCUUGUGCCUCCAAGCUAUGAGGUAAUGGGGCUUUGUUUGCUCCUUGCACUCUGUAAAUUUAUGUAUGCGUGCAUAUUCACAUAUGUAUAAGAUCGAAUUGUUCCAAACUGAACAAUAAAAACAGAAUGAAAAAUAAAAAUUUGAGCUUUAGAACCCAA